This is a messenger RNA of Rubroshorea leprosula, 1559 nucleotides long. Lineage: Eukaryota; Viridiplantae; Streptophyta; Magnoliopsida; Malvales; Dipterocarpaceae. The record is from the annotation of a GenBank genome assembly.
CCUCUGCAAACCCAGAUCUGGGUUCUCUCUCAAACUUCAUCUUUUUCCUCCUUUCCUCCUACCUUUCCCUGCUCAUAAAGUUGCUCCCUUCUUCAGCUUUCACUGGUGAUGAAACUGCUCCUUCUUCGGCUUUCUCUCCCGGCGACCCACCCCUUCAUCUAUUAUUCCCUUUUCCCUACUCUCAUGCCCCUUCUCAUGCGUCCGGCAUGUUGUCAUCGCCGAACCGACUCCCACCUCUCUUUUCGUUUUAUUACUAUAUUCCAAUUCCAAUCCGCCAAAACCUAAAUCGCCGAAUUUUCUCAAACCACCACAACCCCUAAUCCACGCAUCCCCACCAUGGGUGACCUCACGGAUCCCUCCUCCGCCACCCAUAAUUCCCGUCCCUUGCCUGUCCGUGAAGACUGCUGGUCGGAAGAGGCUACGUCCACCCUCGUCGACGCCUGGGGCCGCCGGUAUCUUGAACUUAACCGCGGCAACCUCCGUCAGAAGGACUGGCAAGACGUUGCUGAUACGGUCAACGCCCUCCAUGGUCAUACCAAGAAGACGCACCGUACGGAUGUUCAGUGUAAGAACCGGAUCGAUACCAUCAAGAAGAAGUACAAGGUUGAGAAGGCUCGGAUCACCUCCUCUAGCGGAACCCUAACUUCCCCUUGGCCGUUCUUUGACCGUAUGGAUUCUCUAGUCGGACCUAACUACGCCCCCAAGAAGCCGUCGCCUUCCCGGAAGCUCUCUCCCAAACCGUCACCGAGAUUGUCUCCUAGGAUCUCGGGAUCGCCUCCGGUGGCGCUGCCGCUUCCGCUACCGUAUAGGAGGACGCCGACGCCUGCGGCCAGGGUUACUAUGCCACAGAAAAGGGGUUCGGCGUCGGUGGACGAUGGGUAUUUUAGAAGAAAUUAUUCGGCCCUUGCUGCAGCUGCAGCAGCAGCAGAGAGUGAAGAGGAAGAAGGAGCUGAAAGCGAGGGAGAAGAAAGUGAUCAAGGCGAAGGGGAAGAGAAGGAGGGGAUGAGGAGAUUGGCUCGAGCAAUAGAAAGGUUUGGGGAGAUGUACGAGAGGGUGGAGGGGGAGAAGCUGAGACAGAUGGUAGAAUUGGAGAAGCAGAGGAUGCAGUUUGCUAAGGAUUUGGAGGUACAGAGGAUGAGGAUGUUUAUGGACACGCAGGUGCAGCUGGAGAGGAUCAAGCGUGGGAAACGCUCGGGGUCAAGUGAUAUUUAUAGCUAACUUAUGGGACAGAGCUUCAACUGUUUAUUGGGUGGGGCAGGAAUUGAAGAAUAUUGAAUUUUAUACAUACAGUUCUAGUUGAGUCUGGCCUCCAAAUUACUUGAGAAGUUGGUGGAUAAUGCUGCCAGAGUUCAAAAUUGUUUUUGCAUCCCAUUCCCUCUUUUUGCUGGGGCGAAAAUUGAACUCACUGUAACUUUUUUAUCUACUUAAGCCUACAUCUGGCUCAACUCUUAUGUUUAGUAAUGAGACUCUCUAACUUGGAUUAGAUUUUUGUAAGUCCUCUUUUUUUUUUUCUUGCAUUGUUAAUGUAUAAGAUCAGUUGUAUCCCGAAUUUCUUUUCU